This is a messenger RNA of Octopus sinensis (East Asian common octopus), 771 nucleotides long. RefSeq names its product zinc finger BED domain-containing protein 5-like. The transcript has 3 exons. The record is from RefSeq and is a predicted model, not a curated record. Bases 1 to 771 code for a protein of 256 amino acids. Lineage: Eukaryota; Metazoa; Mollusca; Cephalopoda; Octopoda; Octopodidae.
AUGGUUGAAGCAAUGUUUGGCGAAUCCUAUGCAAAACAAUUACAGCAAAUACCGCUUGCUGAUAACACAGUCGCUAGAAGAAUUGAUGACAUAUCUGAAGAUCUUUGUGAUCAGUUGGUUUCUCGACUACGUAACUGUAAAUUUGCUAUACAAGUUGAUGAGGGAGCUGACAUAAAUAAAAAUGCACAUUUAAUUGCAUAUGUCAGAUAUGCUGAAGAAAAAAAUAACAUAGAAUGGAUCAAUUGUGUUGGACUUUGUACAGACGGAGCACAGUCAAUGUCAGGAAAUAAAUCUGGUCUUCAAGCUCUUGUAAAAAACAGAGCACCAGAAAUUAUCUGGACGCACUGCAUGCUGCACAGAUCAGCACUUGUCUCAAAGAAUAUGAGUCCAGAACUGAACGAUAUUUUUGCGCAAAUUACAAAAGUUAUAAACUACAUAAAACACAGUCCUUUAAGAGCUAAGCUUUUUGCAAAGCUGUGUGAAGAUAUGGAUUCAAAAUAUACAUCGCUUUUAUACUAUUGUGAGGUACGCUGGCUAUCUCGUGCAAAAGUGAUUAGAAGGGUGUUUGAACUCAAAGAUCAAGUUGCAGAUUUUCUUGAUGAAAAUGAUAUUGAAGAUGCAAAUCCAGACGUGAGUCACGCCGGAUAUAUUUCUUCGUUUAUCGAAAAAUUAUAUUUAUGGAUGACUCCACUUAAAGACGAGAUACAUCUCAUUUUUAUUCACUAUCUGAAAACAACGAAGGCGCUGCUUAUGAAAAAUACAUAUCCAUAA